Messenger RNA from Leptosia nina, 891 nucleotides. Lineage: Eukaryota; Metazoa; Arthropoda; Insecta; Lepidoptera; Pieridae. The record is from the annotation of a GenBank genome assembly.
AUGGCGUUCCUGCAGAAUCGCUCUAUCUCGCUCGUGGACAUGUACAUCGACAAUUCGGAGCCAUCAGAGAAUGUGGGGCAGAUCCACUUCUCGCUGGAGUACGACUUUCAGAAUACAACCCUUAUUCUGAAGAUUAUACAGGGUAAAGAGCUCCCAGCUAAGGACCUGAGUGGUACCUCGGACCCUUACGUCCGUGUGACCCUCCUCCCUGAUAAGAAACAUCGCCUGGAGACCAAGAUAAAGCGACGCACUCUCAACCCACGCUGGAACGAGACAUUCUACUUCGAAGGAUUUCCGAUACAAAAACUCCAAGCCAGGGUUUUACAUUUGCACGUAUUUGAUUACGAUCGAUUCUCAAGAGAUGACUCCAUUGGUGAAGUUUUUCUCCCACUCUGUCAGGUUGACUUCAGCGAGAAACCUUCGUUCUGGAAAGCCCUCAAACCACCAGCUAAGGACAAAUGUGGGGAGUUAUUGACGUCGCUCUGCUACCACCCGAGCAACAGCGUUUUAACUCUGACACUACUCAAAGCCAGGAACCUCAAGGCAAAGGAUAUCAACGGCAAAUCUGACCCUUACGUAAAAGUGUGGCUACAGUUCGGCGACAAGCGCAUAGAGAAGCGCAAAACAGCUGUGUUCAAAUGCACCCUCAACCCGGUGUUCAACGACUCCUUCUCCUUCAACGUGCCAUGGGAGAAGAUAAGAGAGUGCUCUUUGGACGUGCAGGUUAUGGACUUCGACAAUAUUGGACGGAACGAGCUGAUCGGACGGAUAUUGUUAGCGGGUAAAAAACGGAUCGGGAGCGACAGAAACGAAACACUGGCAAGACAUGAUCACGAAGCCACGACAGACCAUAGUGCAGUGGCAUCGUCUGAAGCCAGAAUAAAUUGUUAA